AUGGCAACUAAGAGCAUUGAGGAGAUCCGCUCCAACUCCCCUGCGCCCACGGCAGUGAGUCUGGGACACCAGAUUGGCAACCCUUCCCCUCUAGCCAUGGGCACGUUCGCAACUACCCUACUAACUCUGUCUUUGUCGAUGAUGGGUUUCCGUGGAGUCGAGACGCAAACGAUCUUCAUAGGCAACCUGUGCCUUGCUGCUGGCCUAUGUAUGUUUGUGUCUGCUCAGUGGGAGAUGGCUCGUGGCAAUACCUUUGGAUAUUCUGCACUAAGUGCCUAUGCCGUGUUCUAUGGCGGUUAUGGAGUUAUCCUUUGCCCGUCUCUUGGUGUCCUUGAGUCUUACGGGGGGGCGACUCCCGAGUAUCACAACGCCCUUGGGUUCUACGUUCUAAUCUGGGCUGUCUUGACACUUUUCUUCAUGCUGGGAUCAGCACCUAUCAACCUCGUCUCAUUCGGCAUCUUCACCACCAUUUUCUUCUGUUUCACUCUCGACGCAGCGUCAAAUUUCGCCCAUGCUGACGGCAAGCUCGAGGUUGCGAAGGGUCUAAUGACGGCUGCCGGUGUCUUUGGGUUCAUUUCUGGACUAUUGGGCUACUACAGCUGCGCUGCCUCCAUGUGUGCCGAUGCGCUUCCCUUUGAGCUGCCUUGUGGUGACACUUCGAGAUUCUUCAAGAAGACUCGCAAGCAGCUAUGA
Fusarium coffeatum is the source of this 693-nucleotide messenger RNA. RefSeq lists its product as uncharacterized. The coding region runs from base 1 to 693 and encodes 230 amino acids. Gene Ontology annotation, molecular function: acetate transmembrane transporter activity. The transcript has 5 exons. Lineage: Eukaryota; Fungi; Ascomycota; Sordariomycetes; Hypocreales; Nectriaceae. Gene Ontology annotation, cellular component: plasma membrane. The record is from RefSeq and is a predicted model, not a curated record.